Scaptodrosophila lebanonensis is the source of this 1033-nucleotide messenger RNA. Its product is annotated as protein l(2)37Cc-like. The record is from RefSeq and is a predicted model, not a curated record. Gene Ontology annotation, cellular component: mitochondrion; membrane. Gene Ontology annotation, biological process: mitochondrion organization. Bases 67 to 906 code for a protein of 279 amino acids. Lineage: Eukaryota; Metazoa; Arthropoda; Insecta; Diptera; Drosophilidae. The transcript has a single exon.
UCUUCUGGAAAACGUUUUGCUUAUGUUGCUAUUGAAAAUUUCUGUACACAAUAGUAUUUAAAUAGAAUGUGCGCCCAAAUCCUCAAUAGGAUGGGACAAUUGAGUCUUGCCGUUUCCCUACUGGGCGCAGUUGUCAAGUCGUCCCUUUUUACCGUUGACAGUGGACAUCGGGCGGUGAUCUUUGAUCGUUUCACUGGCGUCAGGAAGCAGGUGGUGGGCGAGGGCACCCACUUCUUUCUACCCUGGGUGCAGCGGCCCAUCAUUUUCGAUGUACGCUCGCAGCCCCGUACUGUGCCGGUGGAGACGGGCAGCAAGGACCUGCAGAACGUGAAUAUCACAUUGCGGAUUCUAUAUCAUCCCAUACCGGGACAGUUGCCCAGGAUCUAUACCAAUUUCGGUGAGGACUAUGAUGAGCGUGUGCUGCCCUCUAUUGUGCCAGAGGUCCUCAAGGCUGUGGUCGCCCAAUUCGAUGCUGGCGAGCUGAUUACACAACGGGAAAGGGUGUCGCAACGGGUGUCCGAUGAGUUAACCGUGCGAGCCAGGUCCUUUGGCUUCAUGCUAGACGACAUUUCGCUGACACACCUGGCCUUUGGGCGGGAGCUCACGGCGGCUGUGGAAAUGAAACAGGUGGCCCAGCAGGAGGCGGAGAAGGCGCGCUUCAUUGUGGAAAAGGCGGAGCAACACAAAUUGGCUUCCAUUAUAUCGGCCGAAGGCGAUGCUGCGGCUGCCGAUUUGUUGGCCAAGUCAUUCGAAGAGGCUGGCGACGGGUUCGUCGAGCUGCGUCGCAUUGAGGCCGCUGAGGAUAUCGCCCAUCAGCUCUCAAGAUCUCCUGGCGUCUCCUACUUGCCCAGUGGCCAGAGCACGCUCCCCAAUCUAGCCACAAAUAUGGUUGCACCUCUAACUUAAUUUAUUUAUCAAUAUAUAUGGAUAGGUAGAGUUUUUUUGAAUAAAUACAUCUCAGCCCACUGUGCAGCAGUGACGACGACGAGGACAUCGCUCAAUCGAAGUUGCUCAAUAAAAAAUUGUGCUGGAA